Molecule: messenger RNA, 2082 nt
Organism: Juglans microcarpa x Juglans regia
Lineage: Eukaryota; Viridiplantae; Streptophyta; Magnoliopsida; Fagales; Juglandaceae
Product: 3-ketoacyl-CoA synthase 4-like
Exons: 1
Coding region: 261-1781 (506 amino acids)
Biological process (GO): fatty acid biosynthetic process
Cellular component (GO): membrane
Molecular function (GO): acyltransferase activity, transferring groups other than amino-acyl groups
Source: RefSeq, a predicted model, not a curated record
UCCGUCGGCUACGUGUUUGAUUAUCUGUAGCGCAGCAGGGAGCCGUUGUUAGUUGUAUCAGGUUUUCAACCGCUUCGAAACCCACCCAACACUCUUCUCAUUUUUCUUUUUUCUUUUUCUCGAAUACAGAUCCGUAUUCUUCGAGUAAAUCUUUCUCCGUAAGCAUCGGAGUUAUAUAUUAGCCCCCUGCAGUUCCAAAACCAAUACCUCAAAUCUCGAACCCAAAUCCGAAAUCCCAAAAGAAAAGAGAACAACCGAUCAUGAGCGCUGAAACCGCCUCCUCCAAUGGGAUUCAGAUCCACCAUACCCGGAGGCUACCUGACUUCCUCCAGAGCGUGAAUCUAAAGUACGUGAAACUCGGCUAUCACUACCUGGUGUCCCACCUCUUGACCCUCUGUUUGGUCCCUCUUGUAGCCGUCAUUAUCGUCCAAGCCUCCCAGCUCAACCCAGAUGACGUUCAUCAGCUCUGGCUCCAUCUCCAGUACAACCUCGUCACCGUCGUUAUCGUUUCCGUUGUUCUCGUAUUCGGAUCCACCGCCUACAUCAUGACCCGUCCGAGAUCUGUUUACCUGCUCGACUACUCAUGCUAUCGCCCGCCGUCGCAUCUCCAGGUCAAGUUCCAACAGUUCAUGGAGCACUCCAAACUAACCGGGGAUUUCGACGACUCGUCGUUGGAGUUCCAGCGCAAGAUUCUCGAACGUUCCGGUCUCGGCGAGGAGACCUAUGUCCCUGAAGCUAUGCACUACAUUCCUCCUAGGCCAUCCAUGAUCGCAGCUAGAGAAGAGUCGGAGCAAGUCAUGUUUGGAGCCUUGGAUAAUCUAUUUGCCAAUACCAAUGUCAAGCCCAAGGAUAUCGGUAUUCUAAUUGUAAAUUGUAGCUUGUUUAAUCCAACGCCAUCGCUUUCGGCUAUGAUUGUUAACAAGUAUAAGCUGAGAGGUAACAUUUUGAGCUUCAACUUGGGAGGUAUGGGCUGCAGCGCUGGUGUUAUAGCUAUUGAUCUUGCCAAGGAUAUGUUGCAAGUACACAGGAACACUUGCGCAGUUGUUGUUAGCACCGAGAACAUUACUCAGAACUGGUACUUUGGAAAUAAGAAAUCAAUGUUGAUACCCAAUUGCUUGUUUAGAGUUGGAGGUGCUGCUGUUUUGCUGUCGAACAAACCUUCCGACAGGCGGAGAGCUAAGUAUAAGCUCGUACAUGUCGUGAGGACUCAUUGUGGAGCCGAUGACAAGGCCUUUAGGUGUGUUUAUCAGGAACAGGAUGGUGCUGGGAAAACCGGGGUUUCCUUAUCUAAGGAUCUCAUGGCCAUUGCUGGUGGAGCUCUCAAGAGAAACAUCACAACAUUGGGUCCCCUUGUGCUUCCCAUAAGCGAGCAGCUUCUGUUCUUUACUACCUUGGUGGCCAAGAAACUACUCAAUACGAAAGUGAAGCCGUAUAUCCCAGAUUUCAAGCUUGCUUUCGAUCAUUUUUGCAUACAUGCUGGUGGGAGGGCUGUCAUUGAUGAGCUUGAGAAGAAUUUGCAGCUCCUCCCUGUACAUGUCGAGGCGUCAAGGAUGACUCUGCACCGGUUUGGUAACACUUCGUCCAGUUCGAUUUGGUACGAGCUAGCUUACACAGAAGCGAAGGGGAGAAUAAGAAAGAGGAACCGUGUAUGGCAGAUUGCGUUCGGGAGUGGUUUCAAAUGUAAUAGUGCAGUUUGGGAGGCCCUCCGGAAUGUGAAACCCUCUCCUAAUAGUCCAUGGGAAGAUUCCAUUCACAGGUACCCAGUGCAGAUACUUUCUUAGGUUCGGCCACAAUUUGGUUUAAGGCUCUUAGUUUAGUCGUCAGAAAAAAAAAAAAAAAAAAAAAAAAAAAAAAAAAAAAAUGAUGCGUCGAAAACUUUGAACGAGGCGAUUGUCAAUAAUCUCGUUCUUUGGUCACCCCUUUUACUCUAUAUAUAUAUAUAUAUAUAUAUUUUUAGAUAUUGAAUUAGUGGUUCAAUGUCUGUGAUGUUUGAGCUUGAAAGCUUAUAGCUUUGUUUGGUUGUGUGUAUUGUUGAGAGUAUUGUAUGGCUUAAUUUCUUAACAAAACUUAGCUCUUACAUGA